Molecule: messenger RNA, 2006 nt
Organism: Solanum tuberosum (potato)
Lineage: Eukaryota; Viridiplantae; Streptophyta; Magnoliopsida; Solanales; Solanaceae
Product: S-type anion channel SLAH2-like
Exons: 5
Coding region: 66-1862 (598 amino acids)
Biological process (GO): intracellular monoatomic ion homeostasis; transmembrane transport
Cellular component (GO): membrane
Molecular function (GO): voltage-gated monoatomic anion channel activity
Source: RefSeq, a predicted model, not a curated record
GUGAAAUAACUAAUUCUGCUACAAAUGAAGUACUUCCAUCUCUUAUCAAAUUUAUUUCCGAUGAAAUGGAUGACUUUGGCAUCAUAGUAGAUAAUCAACUUGAGCUAACAGGAUCUAGUUUUGAGAACUCACCUGUCGUGGUAACUGAAGCUGCUACUGAACGACAGCAUGGAAGGAAGCAUUCGGUUUCCAUUAGUUUGCCACCCUCUCCUUUGGCAGGUUACUCACCACCAAUUCAAAAAAGAGUUGUUUUCAGUGAUAAUAAUGAGAUUAUAUUCAGCAAUGUUGGUUCUUCUGAUUCGGCUACUACAUCAACCGAUAAUAGUACUAGACGUAACAAAAAGGUCAAGUUUUAUUCUCAGACAAUGCCAAGACAUACUGCAUUUCCUGAGGCACCUGCUAUGGGGAAACUUCUCAGCUAUUCAGACUUCCCAUCAAGGAAUCCCAAGAUCAUUAAGCAAAGGGAUUCAAGGUUUGACUCUUACAAAACAUGGUCUGGUAAACUUGAGAGACAAAUUUCAACUUUGCGCGGAAAGAAUGUGGAAGGACAGCAAGAGUCAAACUCUCGACCAACUGCAGAGAUGGAAAAUAUUCCUGUGGACCGGUACUUUGCUGCCUUGGAGGGACCAGAGUUGGAUACUCUACGGGCAUCCGAGGAAAGUAUUCUUCCUGAGGACAAGAAAUGGCCUUUCCUUCUUAGAUAUCCUAUUUCUUCCUUUGGUAUCUGUCUUGGUGUUAGUAGCCAAGCUGUUAUGUGGAAAGCUCUUGCCACUUCUUCCUCAACAAAAUUCCUCCACAUAAGCUUAGAUGUAAAUCUUGUCCUUUGGUGCAUAUCUGUGGUCCUUAUGGCGGUUGUUGCUUUCACCUAUGCUUUGAAAAUCAUUUUCUACUUUGAAGCAGUUCGUCGUGAGUACUAUCACCCCAUACGUAUUAACUUCUUCUUUGCUCCCUGGAUAUCUCUUCUAUUCUUAGCAUUAGGAGUUCCACAAUCAGUUACUAAAACACUUCCCACAGUUUUAUGGUACAUUCUUAUGACCCCAAUCUUUUGCUUAGAGCUUAAGAUAUACGGCCAAUGGAUGUCUGGAGGACAACGAAGGCUCUCAAAGGUAGCCAACCCCGUAAAUCAUCUCUCCGUUGUUGGAAAUUUUGUUGGUGCUUUGCUAGGUGCAUCCAUGGGACUAAAAGAAGGCCCAAUAUUCUUCUAUGCUGUUGGAUUAGCUCAUUAUGUGGUCUUGUUUGUGACUCUUUACCAAAGACUUCCAACAAAUGAGACACUGCCAAAGGAUCUUCACCCGGUCUUCUUUCUAUUUGUUGCUGCACCUAGUGUUGCUUCUAUGGCAUGGGCAACAAUCAAAGGGUCAUUUGAUUAUGGAUCUCGGAUUUCUUAUUUCAUCGCUCUGUUCCUUUAUUUCUCACUGGCUGUUCGUAUUAAUUUCUUUCGAGGCAUCAGGUUUUCGUUGACUUGGUGGGCGUAUACUUUCCCCAUGACCGGAGCUGCUAUUGCUACCAUCAGGUAUUCAGCUGUAGUUACCAACACUCUCACAAAGUGUCUAGUCGUCAUACUUUGCUCUCUUGCUACACUCACAGUAACUGCGCUUCUUGUGACAACUAUCAUCUAUGCCUUUGUACUAAGAGACCUCUUCCCAAAUGACAUUUCAAUUGCAAUUAGUGAAAGAAGGCAUAAAUCAAGUGGAAUAUGGCAUCUUAGUAAAUUUGGUAGCUCAGACACCAAAGAUAUCGAACAAUAUCUUAAAUAUGUAGAUUCUUCGGAUGAAAAAGAUAUUGAAGCUUCUCUUGCACAUCCAAAUUCUAGUACCAUAGAGUUGAUCACCUCUGUCUCAACCGAAGUUCGUCAGCAAUGAUUUAUGCAGUUCCACAACCCUUUAUGUUCUUGAAUUUUUUUGUAAAAUUCUUAACAAGUGUUAAUCAAGUGAGGAACAGCAAGAGUUUGACAGUUCCUGUGAACUUGAUAUAGAAAUGUAUUAAGUGAAGGUUCUUCUAUGGAG